Morchella sextelata is the source of this 1815-nucleotide messenger RNA. RefSeq lists its product as uncharacterized. Gene Ontology annotation, molecular function: acyltransferase activity. Lineage: Eukaryota; Fungi; Ascomycota; Pezizomycetes; Pezizales; Morchellaceae. The record is from RefSeq and is a predicted model, not a curated record. The transcript has 3 exons. Bases 1 to 1815 code for a protein of 604 amino acids.
AUGAGCAACUACGCCGUCACCCCCCCACCGGACCCUCGCCCGCCACUUCCCAUCCCCAAUAUCCCCCUCCUCCUCACCCGCCUCGGCGCCACCGCGGGCGCCCUCCUCCCCGCCGACCUCCUCAAAUCUUACCACACCUCCCUCCAGCACCCCGUCCUCACCCCCACACAAACCCAAAGCCUCCUCAACACCCUCCAAUCCACCACCACCAACUGGUCCACCCACUGGUUCCUCGAGAUCCUCCUCUCCACCCGCUGGCCCGUCCCAACCAGCACCCGCCUCACCCUCCUCCUCACCCUCCCACCCCCCCUCACAACCCGCACGCACAAGGUCGCCGCCCUCCUCCGCGCCGUUGCCGUCUGGACAAAGGAAUACAUCCUCCCCGGCGGCAGCGGCGUCUACAACACCGCCCAGCAACGCCUCGAAUGGCAGCUGCGUGGCCUCUGCACCGCCUUCCGCGUCCCAAUAACCGCGGAGACAUGUGCGCUGCAGUACGUAGACCCGGCGCUGGCGCGGCACGCGGUAGUGUGGCACCGGGGAUGCCCGUGGCGGGUCGAGCUCGUGGAUAGUGAGGGGGUUGUCUUCUCGGUGGAUGCUAUUGAUGCGCAGCUUCAAGAGGUGCUGGAGAGCCCUGUUGAGGCGCGGGCGGGGCCGUCGCUGGCGGCGGUGUCAUGGCGGCUGGAUCGGGCGGGGUGGUGCGUGCAGAGGGCGGCGUAUGCUGCGGUUGCGGGGAACGAGGGUGCGCUGGGGGUGCUGUAUGGGAGUCUUGUGAGUGUUGCGUUGGAGGAGGGGGUUGCGGAAGAGGGGUGGGCGGAGAGGCUGGAUGGUGUGAGGACGGGUGGGGGGAGCGAGAAUAGGUUUGCGGACCAGACGCUGACGGUGGUGUCGUAUUCGGAUGGUACAACGAGCCUCUCCUUCGACCACGCCCCCUCCGACUGCGGCCCCGCAAUGGAGCUCGCAACCCUCCUCGCGAACAUCGCCGCCACGCCCACCAGCACGCCCACCUCCCCACUCACUCCCCCCGCUCCCAUCAGAAUCCAUAUUCUCCCACCCCCGACCCUUCCCCAGCUCCCACCAGCCGUCGUAGAGCCCAUCCCCCGCACCGUAAAGGCACUCAUCCUCCCGCCCCCGCCCUCACCGCGCCUGACAGACACGCUCCUCAACCUCGCCCUCCAGGCCACCCUCAUCAAUAUCUCCCCCACAGGCACCAUACCACCCAUCUGGCAGCCCGUCCUGCUGCGCGACUUCCGUUAUGGACGGUGCGACGAGAUGAUGCCUGUUACGACUGAAUCCGUCGCUUUCGCGCGCCUUGUGCAUGCUGCGUGGGAAAGCGGUGUUGGCGAGGGAAGUGGCGGUGAGGAGGAGAUGAUGCAGCAGAUGCAGAACACUUUCAAAGCAGCCUGGCGCCGCCGGCGCGAGCUUAUAAAACAGACGCAGGACGGUCUCACGACGAAAUACUUCCAGCAGGGCUACCUGCACCCGUAUCUCGAGUCGGUCGCGCCGUCAAUUGAUACAGCUGUGCUGGACGUGUUUCGCGGUGUGAAUGGCGUGCCGGCGGUUCAGUUUACCGGCUUUGCCAUUGAUGAGGGGGAGGGGGGCGAGGAGGCGGGGGUGGAGGCGGGUCUGAGUAAUAUCUACAUGGAGGACCAGCUCGUGGUGUUUUAUCUGCAGCGGGCGGGGCGGGUGGUGGUUGUGUUUAGCGGGACGGGGGUGUGGCGGGGUGUGUUGGAGCGUGAGGGGGGCGGGUGUGUGCAGAGGGUGUUUGGCGGGUGUUAUGGGGUUGUUAAGAGGGUGGUGGAGAGGAUGGUUUUUUGA